GAAUCCCGCCGAGGUUAUUUCUGUUUCCGUCGGUUACAGCUUACGGCGAGGGAAACCCGGGAAGGAAGGUAUCAAAACCAAAGUCAUUUGUGUUUUCACUGUUGUUUCUGAAGUGAAGAGAUUCGAUGAAAACGAUGCGAUUCAUGACUGUAUAUACUGGAGAAGUUUCAGUUGUUGUGAUCGACUAGUGAAGAAGACAGCGUAUCAGAAGGAGGAAAAUCAACUUAGCGUGGAAAGAACUCUUACGGAGUUGCUGGAAUCCGAUCAGAAGGAGGAGGAGAUAGCGUCUGUGUCGAAGAAGCUAGUUAUGGAUGAUAGUGCGGAGAAGUUUGUGAGGAGGAUAAACGGCUAUAUUGAUCAAGUUCGCUUGUAUGAGGAUCCAAUAAGGCAAGAGUCUGCAAGGAAAACUGUUCCUGUGGAAGAGCUUCAAGAGAAAGCACUUGUCUCCCUGGCCAAGGAGGGAAAGUACGAACCAUCCAAAUUGGAACAAGACCAUGCCUUUUUGUUGCAGCUUCUUUUCUGGUUUAAACAAUUAUUCAGGUGGGUUAAUGCACCUUCUUGUGAACAUUGUGGAGAUGCAACAACAUUUCAAGAUAUGGGCGAUCCACUUCCUUCAGAACUUCAGUUUGGCGCUAACCGAGUUGAAGUAUAUGGCUGUAACUCAUGCCAAAUGGUUACACGUUUCCCACGCUUCAAUGAUCCAAUAAAGCUUAUUGAAACAAGGAGGGGACGCUGUGGAGAAUGGGCCAAUUGCUUUACGUUCUACUGUCGUGUUUUUGGCUAUGAAUCUCGAUUUAUUCUUGAUCUUACAGAUCACGUUUGGACUGAAUGCUUCUCUCAUCUUUUAGGGAGAUGGAUGCAUCUAGAUCCCUGUGAAGGAGUAUAUGACCAACCAUUGUUGUAUGAAAUGGGGUGGAACAAGAAAUUAAAUUAUGUCAUUGCUUUUUCUAUAGAUGGAGUUCGUGAUGUCACUAAAUACUACACGAGGAAAUGGAUUGAGGUUUUACCUCGAAGAGAUAUUAUCAGAGAAGAGAUAUUGUCAAACUUGCUUGCAGAAAAGACAAGACAAUGUCGAUCAACCUUUACAUCUCAAUUACUGUCUGAACUUGAAGAUCGGGAUGAAAAAGAAAAGCAAGCAAGAGAAAUAGACACCGACGCUAUGGACAAUUCUUCAGUUUCAUUACCUGGAAGACAAAGUGGAGACAAGGAGUGGCGCAAAUCAAGGUUGGAGAUUGACUCUGAUGAGGAGUGCUCUUUGAGUUCUUCUGCAUGUCCUGUUCGUAAAUGUGCGGAUGAGCACGUGACAAGGAUUUAUGAGGGAUUUCAAUCUAUUCUAUCUCGACUUCUGGAUGAAGGAUUUUCCAAGUCUACAGCUAUAGAAGCACUGGUAUUUAUUCAAGGGAUUGUAACUAAUCUCAAGAAAUCUUCCUUUAGAACAAGAAGGGUUUUGGUAGAUUCAGACUCAGAUGAGAUGAAAACCCUUUUGCAUCGGUUGUUUCCUUCCUUGAAGUAUUUUCUUGGUGCUUUGUCACUAGACAGCAAUCUGGACACUGAUGGGAGGGUUGACAUUUGGUUGGCUAGUGAGCCUGUUUAUACCUCUUUAGCAUUGCCUGUUGUGCUAGAUGCUCUUGAAGAAAUUAUACAAGAUAUUAACAAAUGUGAUAACUUUGAUAGAGCCUUUCUAUGUAUUCCUCGUCUGAAGUUUAACAGAAUGCAUUCAGGCUCAGUCCUUGCAAGUGGCGAGGAACUUCCUUCUGGAAUAGCAACGUCGGCAUUUGAUGGGAUUCGUUCAUCCAAAUGGGAAGAGCCAAGUGGUGCAAAAGGUUGUUGGAUCAUAUAUAAGGUAUUAGACAACAAGAAGGAAGAACUCGUUGCCUAUGAGUUGAUGUCCGCUAAUGAUGCGCCUGAAAGGGAUCCGAUGGAUUGGUUGGUUGAGGGAAGUGAAGAUGGGGGAAGCAGUUGGCAUCUUCUGGAUGAACAAACAAAUCAGAUGUUUGACAACCGUUUUCAACGUAGGAGUUUCUUUGUUGCCAAAACUGGUUACUUAUCAAAUGCUUUCAGGUUUACAUUCUUGACAGUUCGUGACAUCGACUCGACAUCAAAGUUCCAAAUUGGUAGCAUUGAUUUGUAUUCUCGCAAGUUUUAGCUCAAUAAAAAUGAGAGCUUCGAGAUCCAUAUGGUUCUCUUCAAGUUGACCGAACAGAGUUCAUAAGAAAUCAUACGUGGUCGAGAUGAUUUUGAAGGUUUGCUGCAGUGUGUAAAGCGGAUCUUCAAUAAUCUAAAUUGUGGAUCACCAAGUAUGUCUGAUAGCGUUAAUUCUAUUUGAUGAGUUAAUUUAUGGGUCAGAAAUGAAU
Messenger RNA from Cucurbita moschata (crookneck pumpkin), 2354 nucleotides. Its product is annotated as peptide-N(4)-(N-acetyl-beta-glucosaminyl)asparagine amidase. Gene Ontology annotation, cellular component: nucleus; cytosol. The record is from RefSeq and is a predicted model, not a curated record. NCBI's taxonomy places the organism in Eukaryota, Viridiplantae, Streptophyta, Magnoliopsida, Cucurbitales, Cucurbitaceae. Gene Ontology annotation, molecular function: peptide-N4-(N-acetyl-beta-glucosaminyl)asparagine amidase activity. Gene Ontology annotation, biological process: protein deglycosylation; glycoprotein catabolic process; protein quality control for misfolded or incompletely synthesized proteins. The coding region runs from base 308 to 2146 and encodes 612 amino acids. The transcript is spliced from 15 exons.